Macrosiphum euphorbiae (potato aphid) is the source of this 636-nucleotide messenger RNA. The record is from the annotation of a GenBank genome assembly. NCBI's taxonomy places the organism in Eukaryota, Metazoa, Arthropoda, Insecta, Hemiptera, Aphididae.
AUGUUUGCAUUGGACAACGACACUCAUUUACCAGUCAUGAUUGACUCUCCUACAAAAACACCUUUUAUUCAAGACUUAGAAACGUGUAGGUGGUCUUGUCACGUCCAUUCAAACUCAGACUGUUCAAUGACUUACAUCAAUGGUAUACAAUAUCACGUGGUUGAGAUAAAACCGGUGAAUCGUUCGAAAUAUGCAAUAAAUGAAUAUAAUAGACCGCCUCCACACUUGCGUAAAGAUUUAAAUAGUUCGUACGGAAAUAAUGACUUUUGGGAACCUUUAACUGCUUUUUCUAUGGAUCCACCCAUGAUAUGUGCGUUUGAUAAAUGUUCACAAAAAUUCGACAAAAACGCUUUGGUUAAAAUAUUCAAUACUAUUUUUCGAGGUUUACAUGAUCGGAAUGAACAAUUUUUUAAAUAUAACACACCGUUCGACAUGGUACACAAACACAUUUUGACGGAUGGUUUCGGAAAUUUUACAUUAUGCAAUCGUCAUCUUUUGUUCAAACACUCGAGACCUAAAUUAAAAUAUAUAUCGAAACUUUGGGAACGUGGUAUAUUGAAAACUUUAUUUCCUAAACCUGAUAAUCGCGCAUGUGCCCUUAGACGUGCGAUCUUGGGUAAACGAAGCUUUGAGUAA